GUGCUUGACAUGCCUGUGCCCGAAGAGGGCACCCCGCCACCGCUGAGUGGCACCCCCGUCCCGGUUCCAGCCUACUUCCGCCAUGCAGAACCUGGCUUCUCCCUCAAGAGGCCUCGGGGGCUCAGUCGGAGCCUCCCGCCCCGGCCCCCUGCCAAGGGCAGCAUCCCCAUCAGCCGCCUCUUCCCUCCUCGGACCCCAGGCUGGCACCAGCCCCAGCCCCAGCGGGUGUCGUUCCAAGGCCGAGCCUCCGAGCCCCUGCAGAGCCCCGGGUAUGACCCGAGCCGGCCGGAGUCCUUCUUCCAGCAGAGUUUCCACAGGCUCGGCCGCCUGGGCCACGGCUCUUAUGGAGAGGUCUUCAAGGUGCGCUCCAAGGAAGACGGCCGGCUCUAUGCCGUGAAGCGCUGCAUGUCGCCUUUCCGGGGCCCCAAGGACCGGGCCCGCAAGCUGGCCGAGGUCGGCGGCCAUGAGAAGGUGGGGCAUCACCCGUGCUGUGUGCGGCUGGAGCAAGCCUGGGAGGAGGGCGGCAUCCUAUACCUGCAGACAGAGCUGUGUGGGCCCAGCCUACAGCAGCACUGUGAGGCCUGGGGCGCCAGCCUGCCCGAGGCCCAGGUCUGGGGCUACCUGCGGGACACCCUGCUGGCCCUGGCCCACCUGCACAGCCAAGGCCUGGUCCACCUUGACGUCAAGCCCGCCAAUAUCUUCCUGGGGCCCCGGGACCGCUGCAAGCUGGGUGACUUUGGGCUGCUGGUGGAGCUGGGUGCAUCCGGAGCUAGCGAGGCCCAGGAGGGAGACCCUCGCUACAUGGCCCCCGAGCUGCUUCAAGGCUCUUAUGGGACAGCGGCAGAUGUGUUCAGUCUGGGUCUCACCAUCCUGGAGGUGGCGUGCAACAUGGAGCUGCCCCAUGGUGGGGAGGGCUGGCAGCAGCUGCGCCAGGGCUACCUGCCCGCUGAGUUCACUGCUGGCCUGUCUUCUGAGCUGCGUUCUGUCCUCACCAUGAUGCUGGAACCUGACCCCAAGCUGCGGGCCACAGCCGAGGCCCUGCUGGCCCUGCCCAUGCUCAGGCAGCCGCGGCCCUGGACCGUCCUGUGGUACAUGGCUGCCGAGGCCCUCAGUCGAGGGUGGGCCCUGUGGCAGGCCCUGCUUUCCCUGCUGUGCUGGCUCUGGCACGGGUUGGCACACCCUGCCAGCUGGCUGCAGCCCCUGGGUCCGCCGGCCACCCCGCCUGGCUCGCCGCCCUGCAGCCUCCUCCUGGACAGCAGCCUCGCCAGCAACUGGGAUGACGACAGCAUAGGGCCCUCGCUCUCUCCAGAGGCCAUCCUGGCCAGGGCUGCCGGGAGCACCUCCACCCCCUGCAGUGGCUCCCCUGCCCCCCGGGGCAGGUACACGCUGAGGGAUUCUCUGGACCUAAGUGACAUUGACUCAGAGCCCCCACAGGGCACCUUCCCCUCCUUUGAGCCCCGGAACCUCCUCAGCCUGUUUGAGGACUCACUGGGCCCAACCUGAGCCCACGGGCCCGGGCUCAGCACUUUUAACCUCUUAGC
Molecule: messenger RNA, 1541 nt
Organism: Eubalaena glacialis (North Atlantic right whale)
Lineage: Eukaryota; Metazoa; Chordata; Mammalia; Artiodactyla; Balaenidae
Gene: PKMYT1
Product: protein kinase, membrane associated tyrosine/threonine 1
Exons: 7
Coding region: 10-1503 (497 amino acids)
Biological process (GO): protein phosphorylation
Molecular function (GO): ATP binding; protein kinase activity
Source: RefSeq, a predicted model, not a curated record